GCGGCCAAAAUCGGCACCAUGUUUAUCCCCCCCCCGAGCCUUAAAGAAAUCACAAAAAUAGCCACACGUGACAGCGAGCUAAAGUUACUCCUCUCACCCACACAUCACUGCUCACACGGCACCCACGGCCACACGCGUUCACACUGCAUCUUUUGCGGAUCAAUCGACCGAACGCAGUGCUCGGAGGUCAACAGGUUACUACCUAUUAAUAUAGCAUCGCUGUGUAUACGGCCUGAUAUCAAUAACAAUAACUCACAAAUAAAGCAGAGUUGAGCAAUGGACAACAUCUUGCUUGCGCAAGAGGACAUGUGCGGGGAGGGAAAGAUCCGAUUCUUGGAGGCGCUCAAUGCCAACGAAGUGGCGCUGGUGGAAAAUUAUCUGCAGAGCGACAUCGUCCACGUCGACCAAAUCUUCUACGUGGAGGACGAGCACAUGAAGCUGGCUGCCUACAAACCAGGCUUCUGGCUGCCUAACUACAAACUCCAGUCCUCGAGCGUCAUGCCGCUGCACGUGGCUGCGGCACUGGGCCGGGAGGAGUGUACACGGGUGCUGCUCCGCCGAGGCGCAGACCCCAACGCCAUGCCCAACGGCAAGACGCCGCUGCACGUGGCCUGCUUGCUGGAGCGGCCUGCCAUUGUGUCUCUGCUGCUGGAGUACGGGGCCGAUCCCGACAAGUACUCGACCGGCGGACUGGCCGCCAUCCAUUACUGCACCACUCCGCAGUCCUUAGAGUGCUCCCUGCUGCUACUGAGCGCAGGAGCAGACGUGAAUCUGGAGACGGGGAACGCAGCCGAGGAGAUGCCCCUCCACACGGCGGCGCGCUGCGGCCUUCCCGAGCACGCGGCGCUCUACGUGUCACACGGCGCCGAGGUGGAUGGCAGCGACGGCCAUGACGAGACACCGCUGUGCACCGCCAUCUUCUGGGCGCUCAGCAUGAGGAACAUGUGCGUGAGCCCCCAGCACCACAAGGUGUGCGAGCGGUUGCUAACGCUGGGCGCUGACCCCAACGGCGUGGACACGGACCGCAAGUCGGCGCUGCACCGUGCCGCCUGGAACGCGGACUGCACCCUGCUCGAGCUGCUGCUGUCGGCGGGCGCGCACGUGAACCAGCUCGACGGCCUGGGCUGCACGGCACUGCAGUACAUCGUGCGCGUCGUGAGCGUCCGCCCCACGCUGCAGCCCGAGCGAUGCAUCCAGAUGCUGCUCAAUCACGGCUCCGUGAGCAUCUACCCGCUGCAGUUCCACAAGGUUCUCGAGCUGUGCGGUGACAGCCCGGCCGCCGUAGAGAUCCUCGUCAACUCCUACAAGCAGCUGCGGAUCACACACGCCUGGGCGCCAGCUCUUUCGCAAGACGCCCGGGAGGCACACGGGGACUUCUACGCGUCACUGCUGCACUUCUGCAACGGAGUGCCGCGAUCCUUACUGCACCUGUCCCGCUGUGCCAUCCGCGGGGUCCUGGGCGAGCGUUGCCACUCCCAGAUCCCACGCCUCCCACUGCCGGCGCGGCUCAGGGACUACCUGCUCCUGGAUCCCGAGGGGAUCAUCUACUGAGGCUCUGCCAUGAGCACCGGAAAGUCUAAGAGUGGUUGAAACCGAAAAGGCUAAAUGUAGCGAUGGAGAGAAGACGGUGUUUCGGGUGGAGUGUAACCAUAUAUUUUGGGAGGCUUAAUGGAGGGCCACAUUGCGAGCUGCCAUCCCCUCCCCACCUGAGGCCACGCCAACUUUUAUACAGUCGUGCUCAUAAGGCCCCACAUGAUCCUCUACCAAUCACGCCCACUAUUCAAGUACCGCUGACCCCAUCACAUAUCAUGCAGAAGUCGAGCGUGAAGCAAGAAAAUGUUCAACCGGGACAAAAACGCAAUUUUCACAGACACUUUCCGAAACUGAGAUUGUCCAGGACAUGUUGUAGCUUUUAUGUACAGGCUAACAAAACACUUGCCUUUAACUCAUAAUCCGAGCAAGUUUCAAGUUAAAGUUGAUCUUGUUUAACCAGGUGAGAACAACUAGACAACGAGCGCUCAAUGCUAUCCCCUAUCUAUGUAAAUACUUCGAGUAAACCAGCCAACCAGCUCCUAGAAUUUCGAUAAGCAUGGUUGGCUAUAUACAGUGCGAAAAAAGCUCAACAUACAUAAUAGCAUUGGCCCUGAUUAUAUCCUUAACUGAUCAUCAACACACUAUCCAUUACCCGAAUACAUUGCUCAACCAAUGUCUAGUAAGUACCUUCGGCACUUAACAGUUUGCUGAGGUCAUUUGCAACGUUUGCACAAGUACUGUACAUAUUGAUCCAUCCCUAAUACUUUCACGUAACACGCCAAACUCGAACGGUGACGUUUGCAAUCCUAGAUUUCCGUAAAUGUGUUUGCGAUGCUGCAUUGGUAAGUGGUGCACAAACACAAAUAACAAGAGCCCAACAAUGUUUCACAGCAGGAAAACCUGCUUGAAUUAUGGGCCAUUCACCGAAACGUUGCUUAUUAUAUAUUUCCAUUUAGGGAAGUGUUAUUGAUGGUUGUGUGGAGUUUGUUAAUUUUGAAAUCGAGAUUUUCGGAUGACAAUGCCAAAAUCUGCAUCUGUAAAUUACGAGAAAAUCCACCACAUUUGCACAAAUGUAUUUGAUGGUCACCUAAGGCAGUUCUUCAGGAACGGUUGAUGGUUUUUGCAUAAUGCUUUUUGUACAAAUUGUUUGUUUUUUAAAACUGAUGACAAUCCCACAGCUUACGAAAAUCCGUGUCUUAAGCCUUAUCAGUGGCUCACUACGUGCAAUUAACUUGAAUGUUCAUUAAAGGUUAGUGUAAUUAAAAUGUAAUUUAAAUAAACGAUUAUAGUACAGUAUAAUGAAAUGCAUAUCCACCACAAAAGGUAUUCACAUACAUAAAAUAUAGUUUAAUAAUUAUUUGAAGUCACAAGUAUGCAAUCUGUAAUAAAAAGUUAAAGUAUGUGUACUGUCACUUGAUGUAUGUGUAGUGUAAUAGCGCCGGCUGGUGGACGGCAGCGGCAGCUGUGGUGGACAGACAGCACCCACGCCGGUGAGCGUGAGCACGGUGUGUUGGCGGAGCAGAGGAACUAGGGCAAGGGUCACGGAGGACCCCAUCUGGAGGCCCCUGGAACCUGCUAGUGGGUUCGAGAUGGGAGGCGUGGUCAGGGCGGAGCCAGGCCGCGCUGGUUGCAAAAAAGGAGCCGAGAGCGGGGGCUCGAGGCUGCCGGUUCUGGAAAUAGACUCAUCUCGUCAUUGCUGUCGUAUCGCCGUCGUCCGCUCGAUAUUGCAUUAUCUCAGUCAACACCGUCAGUGUUAGACGGCUCGUGUUGUGUACAGGCGAGGCUGAGCUACUGUGGAGAGUGUGCGGACGAGGC
This is a messenger RNA of Lethenteron reissneri (Far Eastern brook lamprey), 3348 nucleotides long. RefSeq names its product ankyrin repeat and SOCS box protein 4-like. Gene Ontology annotation, biological process: intracellular signal transduction. NCBI's taxonomy places the organism in Eukaryota, Metazoa, Chordata, Hyperoartia, Petromyzontiformes, Petromyzontidae. Gene Ontology annotation, cellular component: cytoplasm. Gene Ontology annotation, molecular function: protein binding. The record is from RefSeq and is a predicted model, not a curated record.